This is a messenger RNA of Onychostruthus taczanowskii (white-rumped snowfinch), 11063 nucleotides long. It is a transcript of the gene ZHX1, whose product is annotated as zinc fingers and homeoboxes 1. Gene Ontology annotation, biological process: regulation of transcription by RNA polymerase II. The record is from RefSeq and is a predicted model, not a curated record. The transcript is spliced from 3 exons. Gene Ontology annotation, molecular function: DNA-binding transcription factor activity, RNA polymerase II-specific; DNA binding. Lineage: Eukaryota; Metazoa; Chordata; Aves; Passeriformes; Passeridae. Gene Ontology annotation, cellular component: nucleus. Bases 857 to 3481 code for a protein of 874 amino acids.
GCGGGGGCCGGGGACGGCGCCCGCGGGGUGGGCGCGGUGGGGCGGCCGCGCCCUCCCGCCUCCCCAUUGUCUGGCGGCGGCGCUGCCCCCGCGGCCGGGGGUCAUCGCCCGUCGGGCGGCGGGCUCGUGGAGGCAGAGCCGUGGCAUCCCUUGAAAGCGGACUGUGCGUGCCCCCCGACCCGGCCCGCAGUGGGGUCAAAUCCCUCCGAGGACGAACUCCUCUCCCAAUCCUUCCUUCCUCCACCCCGUGCCGGGAGCCUGCACGGGCUUUGGUCGCCUCAGGGCGGAGGAAAAUUCUGACUUGUGAGUCAGAAAAGAGAAGCAAGAAGUUCAGUCGCGGUGCACCCAGAGGAGCCGGCGAGUUCCUGCCCGCUGUCACCGCUGGCCGCUAGGAGGACGGACGGACGGACGGACGGACUGACAGACUGACGGCAGGCAGCGAGCCAUGAAGUUCUGGCUCCAGAGUUAUCUUGCAUCCCGUGGCGUUGCGGUGCGGGGGCGAGCAAGAAGGAGCAGUACAGUGAUGUGCAGCACUGGAAACCAACACCAACUUCAAUAAACCAUGUAAUGGAGGCAGUUCUGGAUUUCUGAAAGGGCUCAGAGUAUCUGCAGUAGUGAGUGUUAUCUGGUGGUGGAUGUGGACUUUAAAACAGUGUGUCUCAACAUCUCAUUCUCAACUGUUUUUAAUCUGAUUGCACUACGAAAGAAAAGCUGCUAAUGGGAUAAAUGUUGAGACUUUACAAGAACUGACUUGAAGUACCGAAAGCCAUUAUUUUAUUAUUACUAUUAUUAAUCCAGAAGAGCUUGAAGCUAAGUCUGUAUCUGACCAGUCGUUAUAAUUUUCACAGUAACAGUCAUGGCAAGUAAACGAAAAUCAACAACACCCUGCAUGGUCUUAGCCAAUGAGCAGGAUCCAGAUCUAGAAAUGGUGUCAGACUUGGAGGAAGGACCACCUGUGCUCACACCAGCAGAUAACCCUGCAGCAGAGGGUGUAACAAGUGAUGAGGAUGUUCAUGACUAUGCGGAUUCAGACAAUAAGAAAAACACAAAUAAAGUAGAAGGUGGUUAUGAGUGUAAAUACUGUACUUUUCAGACUCCAGAUCUCAAUAUGUUUACUUUUCAUGUGGAUUCAGAACACCCCAACGUAGUAUUAAAUUCAUCCUAUGUUUGUUUAGAAUGUAAUUUCCUUACCAAAAGAUACGAUGCCCUCUCAGAACAUAAUUUGAAGCACCACCCUGGAGAGGAGAAUUUUAAGUUGACUAUGGUGAAACGUAAUAACCAGACAAUCUUUGAACAGACAGUAAAUGAUCUCACUUUUGAUGGGAGUUUUGUUAGAGAAGAAAACGCUGGACAGGCUGACUCUUCUGAGGUCCCCUCAUCAGGGAUCUCCAUUAGCAAAACUCCUAUCAUGAAAAUGAUGAAAAGCAAACCCGAGGCUAAACGUAUUGCUGUUUUCCACAAUGUUGUUGAUGACAUUCCUGGUGAAGAAAAGGGAACUGAAAAUGAGCCAAACUCUGAAGAAGUAGUAGAAAACCCCCCACCGGCAGUUUCUGAAUCCAAACCAAACCAUUCAGUUGUGUGCAGUGCAGCAGAUGUGGCUGGGGCAGUAGUGACCCCGGCACCAGUGCUUCAGCCUGGGGUGGCACAGGUUAUAACAGCUGUUACAGCUCCACAGAACUCAAACCUGAUUCCCAAAGUACUAAUACCUGUAAAUAGCAUUCCAGCCUAUAACACUGCUUUGGAUAACAAUCCUCUUUUGCUUAACACCUACAACAAAUUCCCGUAUCCAACCAUGUCGGAAAUCACUGUUCUUUCCUCUCAAGCGAAGUACACGGAAGAGCAGAUCAAAAUAUGGUUUUCUGCUCAGCGUCUGAAACACGGGGUGAGUUGGACACCAGAGGAGGUGGAGGAAGCAAGGAGGAAACAAUUUAAUGGCACAGUGCAUACUGUGCCACAGACAAUUACCGUUAUCCCAGCACACAUUUCGGCCGCUAGUAAUGGUUUACCUUCAAUUUUGCAGACAUGCCAAAUAGUUGGUCAGCCAGGACUUGUUCUCACUCAAGUUGCAGGUACAAAUACGUUACCAGUAACAGCUCCUAUAGCUUUGACUGUAGCAGGGGUCCCAAACCAAACACAGUUACAGAAGAGUCAGAUUCACAGUGGUCAGCCUGUUGCAGAAACCAAACAAGCAGCUGCCAUUCCAGCCCCUCAGCCUAUCAAAAAUGAAUCCACACUGAUGAAUCCUGACUCCUUUGGCAUCCGAGCAAAAAAAACUAAGGAACAACUGGCAGAAUUGAAAGUCAGCUACCUUAAAAACCAGUUUCCUCAAGACUCAGAAAUUGUUAGACUUAUGAAAAUAACAGGCCUCACUAAAGGAGAGAUCAAAAAGUGGUUCAGUGAUACACGCUACAAUCAGAGAAACUCAAAGAAUAAUCAUGGGAUUCAUCUCAACAGUGAUUCAUGUGCCACCAUUGUUAUUGAUUCAAGUGAUGAAAUGAAUGAAUCUCCAACAGGAGUCACUCCACAGAGCAAGCCAUCGUGGGGUACUUUUCCUGAUUUUACCCCACAGAAAUUCAAAGAGAAGACUUCUGAACAGCUGCAAGUCCUCCAAGCAAGUUUUCUUAAUAACCCUGUCCUUACUGAAGAAGAGAUGAAUAGAUUAAGAGCCCAAACAAAACUGACCAGGAGAGAGAUUGAUGCCUGGUUUACAGAAAAAAGGAAAUCAAAUGUCUUGAAGGAAGAGGGAGCUGACAUGAAUGAAAGCAAUGCUGGCAGCUCAAAAGAGGAGUCUGGAGAAACAUCUGUGGGAGAUGGAGCAGCAGGAACAAAAUCAGGGUGUUCUACUUCAAGCAAAAUCGGCAAAAAGUCACCAGAGCAGUUGCACAUGCUCAAAAGUUCCUUUGUCCGUACUCAGUGGCCAUCUCCACAAGAAUACAACAAGCUGGCAGAAGAAACUGGGCUUCCAAGAUCAGAAAUUGUGAGCUGGUUUGGAGAUACUCGCUAUGCCUGGAAAAAUGGUGGAUUGAAAUGGUACUACUAUUACCAGAGUGCCAGUGCAAACAGUCUGAAUGGCCAAGGCUUUGCAAGGAAGAGAGGGCGAGGAAGACCAAAAGGGAGGGGGAGAGGGAGGCCUCGGGGGAGGCCUCGGGGAAGCAAGAGGUUAAAUUGCUGGGACAGAGGUGUAUCUGUCAUAAAAUUUAAAACUGGAACAGCAAUCCUGAAGGACUAUUAUAUGAAGCACAAAUUCCUUAAUGAGCAAGACCUUGAUGAACUGGUAGCCAAAUCUCACAUGGGAUAUGAGCAGGUCAGAGAAUGGUUUGCAGAAAGGCAAAGAAGAUUAGAACUUGGAAUAGAGCUGUUUGAUGAGAAUGAGGAAGAAGAUGAAAUGCUGGAUGAUCAGGAGGAUGAGGAAGAAACAGAUGAUAGUGAUACUUGGGAACCGCCCAGACAUGUUAAACGUAAACUUUCAAAAACAGACUGAUGUACAAUUUGGAAUUUGGGGGCCAAAAACCUAUGAAUUAGGUUUGAUGUUAUGGUGAAGAGCCAAAUGAUUUUUCAUGGCCUUCAGUUUAGCAAGCAGCUGCUCAGCAUCUUCCUUCCACCUAAGAGUACAUGGGCAAGAUGCUACCUGUGCAGGCAAGAACUGUUUGCUUUGUUGCUACAAGAGAUGAACAUCCUCAGGCCUGGCCUGGGACAGGGGGUUACAAAUCAGAUCAAGUUCAGCUCCUCCUUUUCCACACUACGAUGGAAGGUUCAUGUUCAUCAUACACGUGACUGCUUCUCAGUAUUUAAUUGCCUUAUGUUGUUUAAUUCCAAAAAAACCACAGACACUUUUUAUGUUGUUGUUGCUGUAAGAGAACAUUGCCUGCUUGUGAAGGAUGCAAAAAACAUUAGAUGUCUUUUUGCAAACAUCACUUCAUCUGAAAGGUUUCAAGGCUUGAGUUUAUUUCUUAAGGAAAGCGUUGAAAACAAAAGAGAAGGGGAAAAGUGUGACAAAAGGAACCAAUGAACCUAGGGGUGAGGAUUGAUUGGUUUCAGAAAAUAAGGUGAUAUCUUCACCUUUUGCAUAUCUUCAGAGUGUUUUGGGUUUACAGAACUUGGACUGAAGUGUUCCUUGUUGAUAAUUAUGAGCUAACUGAAUGAGUCUGAUGCUAGAAGAUGUUUUUUGUUACAGUCAGUGUAUCCCACAUCAAUCUAAUUUAAAUGCCUGACAGACUUGAUGCAGUUAAUAGUAACACUCACUUCUACCUUGUGCAUUCUUUCCUUUGUUGUAAAUGGUAAAAGAAGUAUCUAUAUUUAAAAAAAAAAAGAGAGAAAUUUCUUGAAAUCUGACACUGAGUUUUAAGGUUAACAGAAGAAAAAACUGCCUAAAAGUUGUUCAGAGUUGCCUAGGGGUUUGUAAGAAUACACAGAUACAGAGAUGAAAAACAUCUUUUGGUACUAGUAAGAAAGGUUUUUAAGUAAGUUGCGGCAAUGACAUGGUGUAUAAUUCACAAACAAAAUGAAGUUAUAUGACUUUUAGAUGCUUAGUAAUUACAAACACGUGAGUGUUGAAUUGUUCUUCAGUGAUAGCCCAGUUGAGUGAUUUGUGUGCAGGUUUAACUGUAAAACAUCCUAAUUGAACUCAGCACUGUGCUGAUCGCUCACAGGACUGCUGGGUGAACACACCUAUUGCUGGAGGUGGUUUGAUCUACCUGAACUGGACUCCAGAAGUAGUUUAAUCUGAUAUAAAACAUUCCCAUCUUAAAUAAGUGUAUAUAAAAUAGAAAAAAAAACAACUAUUUGGUCUCAAUACUGUGAAGUUAUAAUGUAGUUUGAAUUAGAAACUUAAAGCAAUGGGCCAAAUUCACACAAAUUUAGUUUAGGCAGUUGUUUGGCAUUCUAGAGAACUGUUACUCUGAGGAAGAGUAGUUUGUAUUUUUGCUACUGUCAGACUGCAUUUUUAGGGAUAAGUUACUUUAUAUUUAGAUGUCAAAAGAUGGCGAUGAAUUGGUGCUGCUGUCACCAGCACUGUCUGCUUUUACAUUGGCGCUAAUGGAUACUAGCAAUCUCCUUUUGCACAUCUGACAGCAUCUUCUCUGUAGGCUUCUGCAUCUGAUGACUAAUGAGGACAGAUUAGUGCAGAGAAAAUGGGACCUAAUGUCUCCCCAUCUCCAAGAACCUAUGCUAGGAUUUUAGAAUUAGUCUUUCUUCUGGACUGUGAUAACUCAAGAAAACCAAGGAAGUCCUUUUAGUCAUGAUUUUGUGAAGCACAGGAGUCCAUGUUGGAUCUGGUUUUCAUAUCUGAUUGUGGGUGAAGACCAGGCUAAAGUAAGAAAGGGAGUAAUGUCUGACAAAAAAUAUUGUUAACCUCCCAGACCUUCCUCUCUGGACUCUUGUAGCUGCCCUUCUGCUCACAGAUUGAAUAAGCUCCCUGGGCUCCAGGAGGAUGUUUCAUAGGAAAGCCAUUUACUGGGUUACCUCUUCUGCUUUAAGAUUAUUGGGGAGAAAAAGGUAAUAGCUUAUGGUGUAUGUCAUGAAUUUGAUGAUGAAAAUAUCCCCUGGCUUCCAAGGCUCAAGUUGGUGAGACACAAAGUGGCCAGCAUUACUAGGGAGGGAUAGCCAAGAAUCCCUCAUUUUAACUUUGGAUUGGGGCAGAAGCAACCCCAUGUUGUCAGCAUAUUUCACAGGAGUGUUUAUGACUCUGCAUGUGAGGUGGUACAAAGAGAUCAAGAUCUGGCCUUUUCAGCAUGGGGUUGGGAGGGAUUCUCAUUUGUGUGGUAACAGUGUGGAUGGUGGUAAUAGUGUGCUGUUGCAGAUGCCAGCAGGUACAAGAAAGACUCAUGCUAGCUUCAAGCUCUGUUGGGAAUACAGGGUCAAAAAUCUGUGCUUGCUGAGUAGGAAAGAACAAAGCUAGAAGGAAAAUAUGCUAUUUUUAAGUUUCCAAAAAUAUUAAACCAAAUCCUUGGGAAUAUGCCUCUAGCAAGCAAAAUCUGGAGUUGCCUUAAUCCUUGAAGUUGACCCAGAAUUAAUUUUCUUUAAAAAAAACCCAAAAACCCAAAACAACCAAGCAGCUUGUCCAAAUAAAUAUCUCCAUUUUUGUUAACAGAGCCUUAUUUAGGUUAGCUAGGAAUUCUGUCUUUAAAAAAUGGGGGAAAAGACAAAGAUCAAAGUUAAUUAUGUGAUUGAACUGCGAAUAUUUUCCACUUUGGCAGUGUUCUAUUAAAUAACACUCAGCUACAAAGGUAGGCCUUAGCACAUCUUGUCUGAAAAACACAGGAAGAGGAAAUACAUUGUUUAUCAGACUAAAUAUAGUUGGAUUGGAGGUCUUCUUUCAGUAGAAUGGUCAGAGACAGUGACUGAUGCAUACUGGGCCAGAUUUUCGGUUGUUGUAAAUAUUAGAGUUACAUGUAUUCCACUGGUUAUACCAGUAUUUACGGCCCAAUUAGAAAAUUAUCUCUUUGGAGGAUAUAAAAUUUAAACUAAACUAUGUGCUAAUGAGAGAUCAGCUAAUGAGAGAUGCAGAGUCUACACAUAGCAUGUUGGGCUACGUGCACAUUUUAAGCCCUUCAGUUGUGCCAAGGAUGAGGAAAAUCUGGGUACGUUCAGCCUGAAGACAGAAGUUGUAUGCAUUCAUUAUUGCCCAUAGUCUGACAGUUAUUUCUGUUUGAAGAGUCCAUUAAUUACCAGUGUGUUUCAUGUUUACAGCAUAUGUACAUUUGCACUGUGUACUGGCAGAGAGGCAAAUUCCCUCCAGAGGCUUCCUGUGUCAGGACUGACAGGGGAAGCAUUGGAAAGUGCUGUGGUCAGUUGUACCUCUGAUUUGUGGUCAUGGCUGGUGGGAACUCAAAGCUGCUGGUAACAGUGGUUUAGCCCAGAUUCAUCUCAGCCACCCUUAGGCUGCUGUGGGCACUGCACAGUCACUGAGAGAAACAGAGAUGGCCUGGUGGGUGAAAGGAUAUGGCACCUUCUCAUUCUACCAGUCGCAUCCAGGAAACUCCCUGAACUUAAGCACAUCAGCAAGUGUCUUAAUUUAUUAUGAUUCCAAGCACCUCUGUGCUUAUCAGCAGUGCACCCCUGCAAGCCUGGGUCCCUCUUACAACUUAUGCACACUUCCAAGGUGUUUUGGAAGCCAUUUGGACUGAGUUAUGCUGGCAGUGGGAAAGGAAGGGGAAAGAAAAUACAUCUGCCCAGGAGUGAAUGUCCACGUGACUGUUGAUUUUCCUGCAUGGUAAGGACUGUGUCUAGAUGAACCUGUGGUAUGUUUUCUGCAUUUCUGUGGAGCUUCAUUGCUUAGGUUUGAGCUCAUUAAGGGCUAGGCUUCAGUGAUUGUCACUGACACUGAGACAAAGAAACUCUGAUCUUGCUUAGAUAUUCCCUCUGGGUGGCUGGUUUCUCAGUCUUCGUUGGGACCACUACAUCAGAAUUCAGUUGUGAACAUCAGUUCCUUUAGAGCUAAGCUAGUGCAUUUCUCUUCAUCUACUGUUUCUGCCAGCACUAUCUGUUCUCAUGAUGCAAGUUGUGCUGUCUCUGGAAUUCAGCUAAAUAGAAAAUGCACACAAUCCUGAGAGGGAAAAGAGCUAAAAGACAGAAAACAAUGUUACAACCAGGGACAACAUCCACCAUCACAGUAUUGUCCUGCUUCACCGCACGUUUCGCCCUCGCUUCUGAGUGUAGUGAGAGAGCACAGUUCCAUCUUAAACAGUGCUGUCUUCCCAGUAUCACCUCUCAAUGACCCCAAAGUUAGUGCUGGAAAAAAGAAAGUCAGGCCUAUUUUCCCCUGGAGGUUUGAAUGAACUAACAGUGCUGGCUUGUAAGAAGUGAAGGGAAAGCAGAAGGGAAAACACAGAAGUUUGAAGGCUCUGACUUUUGCUUGCCCUGCAGAAUUUACUUUUCUAGAACUUUUUUAACCUUGUCUGUUACCAUGUUGAAAACAUUACAUUAUGAACUGUAAUUCAUAAUUCAGUGUUACUGACUGUAACUUUGAUUAUUGGAAAACUCAUACAGUGUCCACACAUGACAUGAAAUAAUUUUCUAAUGGAUUAUUUGCUCACCUUGAACAAAAGCAGAUUUUCUUUUUCUCUCCAAGAAAUGCUUGAGGCAGGCAAAUUCACUCCCUUCCCCUCUACAGAGCAAAGAAAGGAUUUCUGGACCCCAUACAAAGUGAGUCAUGGCUGUACAUGGUCCCCGUAGGCCAGAAAGCCCAAAGAUGCAGACAUUCUCCUCCUCCGUUUUCCUCUGAAGUGAAAGCACAGCAGUAACUCUGACAGCUGAUCUCUGGCUGCUGAGUAACCAGGCUGUGGUUUAAGGUGGGGAGUGUUUUCCCUUUUGCACUUAGCGGAGUACUGUGUAUUCAGGCUGGAUGUCAGUAUUUGCUUCUGUAAAUAUGGUAGUACCGAUUUGCGUCCUCCACCUGAGUCCAAUACCUGUCUAUAUUCAUAUCUCCCAAGGAGAGAAGAUAAUCUUUAAGCUUCUGGAGUGUUAAAUAUCCCUGCCCUAACCUGAAGGCACAAAAGUAGAGUGCAGUUAAAUAUAGCUAUUUUCUUUAAUUUAUUUUUUGCUUUGAAAACAAUUUUGCUUGCAUUCAGUAGUAAUAGAGAGAUAGUAUCAGUGAUCAGAGAACAGUAGGACUUUAAGAAUUGUUUAUAAUACCUGGAAUGAUGGUGUAAAUUAAAGAUGGAAAGGGCUAGUGGAGGAUUCAGUUCCUUACACUGAACAGUGCUAGGUUAUGUCAGUAUUCUCCAUCCAGUUUGUGAUAUCCUAGGAUAAGUAGAUUUACCAAGAAGCAUGACACAAACUUAUCAGGUCAAGUUACUUGAGGUUUGCUGAUGUAUUAAAAUUCUGUAGGAAAAUAUUUUGAAAUAAGAAUUUCAACAGAAAGUGAAAAAUCCCCUUAAUGGCUACUAACACACAAUAACUUGAAUUUCUGCAUUUUUUCCCCACUUCUAAAAAGGGAUAUUUUGAAGCACAGGUGGGUUAUAGCCAGUAUUUCCAGGUUUAAUGGUUGGAGUUCUUGGGGAUUUUUCUCUUUCUGUGGUGAAGAGCAUCUGCACCUUUUCAGUGAACAGUCAUUGCAAAACCAACUCACAGAACAUUACAAAAUGUAGAGGGAUAACUGAGCAUUCUGUAGCACUUUUCAUUAAUUAAGGUGGGAUUUGUCUGAUGCAUGUUGAUGUCUGCACUGGGGCAAGACAUUGUAGGUAGUCAGCACAGCAAGGAAUGCAAACCUGCUCGUCCUGCAUGCCUGGAGUCGCUCACAGGAACUGCACCCCAGCUCCACUGACCUACCCUGACUUGCAGGUGGCUGCUGACACUACAGACAUCUGACAUUACAGAGAGAGAUCUUCUGGCUGGAUUGUAGCACUGAGCUUUGUGUUGUGCUUAGCAGUGGUACUGACCUCUGCUUCCAACUUGAUGCUUGUUGGGAAAUGAGGCCCUUUUUUUUUUUCUUCUUUUAUUUAGAGCAGGUAGCACUACAGUGGUGGAUAAAGUAACUGAUCCUUGGUUAUAAUACUGUGGCAUAAAAAUGCUUUGGGUUUUCUCAAGUAUUUUAAAGUUACUGUGUGAACAUUGGACUGUGCAUAACCUAGAAUGUGUUAGGACACAGAGUAUUUGUGUCCCAGUUGAUGAAAGUAUUUCCUUAUGCUUAUUCAAUACUAGAUACCUGUCAUGAAACUGUCCCUAAAGAAUCUGCUAGAAUGACAGAAGAGUCAAGUCCUCAUCUGUGCUAUGAAAUGAUCAACCACAAGAGCUCUGCUGUGAUUUCAGAAUCUUAACCCCAUCUUCCAGUUUCAGCUUACAAAAGUAUUUCCAACCCUGCAUAGUUGGCUAUCUGCAUGUAUGCUUACAGUCUGUACAGAAAUGCACUAAAAUGAGUUGCCCUACCUGGGAAGGCUUUAUAUUGUAUAGAAAAUGUGGCACUAGGUACUGCUCUUCAUGUGCACAGGAGAGUUAACAGGUGUCAGUCUCGUUUACAGAAAUGAUGGCGCUUUGCAAUUUUCUAUAAUAUAUUGCAAUAUAUUUAAAUGUCCUGUUUGACAUGUGAAAUGAAAUUAAGUUAAUGCAUUGUUAUGUAUUUGAAGUAUGAGGAAGAUGAUUCACUAACGACCAGCAAGGUUUUUAGAAAGGUGUCCAGUAUGUAGCUGUCUGUGUGAUCUGUCUGGUGUACGUGAUAUUAAAGGAAGCAACAAUACUGUCACUGUUUAGAAUGAAGAGUUUCUUUUGAAUGAUGCAAUAGCUUACAAUGUCUUUCCUUUGUAGCUGCCCAGUGUGGUGAAGGGGAAGCAAUUCUUGAAAAAUUUCAAGAUAACUGGUUAACUGUGAAUGGGCCUAAUCUUUCGUGAAACCAAGAAAAUUUUUGGACACACACAGGACUUGAAUACUCAAAAGGAUUGGAACUUAGUGUUGUGCCAAAGUUAAACUACUGCAGUUGGCAGUUCUGCACUGUAAAUAGAGGACUGAUUAAAAGACAGCUUGUAAAAAAAAAUCAAAUUUUAAUACAGUACGUUUUUAUUCUGAUACAUGAUGGAAACAUUCUGUUUUAAACCUUUUUGAAGAGGCUUCAGUGACCACUAGAUUUUGUCCUCUUAUAUUUUGUUUGGCCUAAUACUAUAUGUUUUAGUAAGAUGGGCUUUAUUGCCUGUGUUCUUUGAUAAGUGAUUAAGCUUAUAGCUUUGAGUGACCAAACAUUUUACAGAGUAAAAGUUCUUAGAAACAGUAUAAUGUAACUGAUAUUUCUGUGUCUUAUUUAUCAGGCUCUGCACAAACUUGGAAAGUUGUGCUGGACUUGUACAACUCGUAUAUGGGAAUGCAGCAUACUUCUGGAUAUUACAAACCUAAGCCUUUGUGGCUGUAUGGAUCUUGUCUUUGGAUUUAUUUUUGUUAUUUUUUUGAGGCAAAGAAACGAAUGGAUGCUGCUGUAAAAUAUUUGUAAUAUUGCCAUUAUUUCUUUCUGUAGCAAUUACUGCUUUUGCUUCAACAGAUAAAGAAAAUAAAUCAGAGAUAGAAAAAUCCUAAAGACGCUGGUAGAAGAAAGGAUCAUGUGAGAACUUCUGAAAAUAAACUUUGUACCAAAAAUUUGAAAA